Messenger RNA from Topomyia yanbarensis, 567 nucleotides. RefSeq lists its product as uncharacterized. The coding region runs from base 1 to 567 and encodes 188 amino acids. Lineage: Eukaryota; Metazoa; Arthropoda; Insecta; Diptera; Culicidae. The transcript is spliced from 2 exons. The record is from RefSeq and is a predicted model, not a curated record.
AUGAGUGCUUCAAAACGAGGAACCAACUGGACUACGCAGGAGGACGAGGCAUUAUGCGCUGCUUGGUUGAACACCUCGCAGGACGCUAGCAUCGGCAUUAACCAGCGCGCAAAAACGCUUUACGAUCGCGUGUUUGAUCGUUUCCAGGAGAUAUGCAGCGAAAAUCACGUUCCGGGUAAUCCAGAACUACGCGCCCCUAGCGGAAUAAAAGCUAGAUGGCAUCACAUUAGUAAAAUGGCAAGCAAGUUUGCAGGUUGUGUUGCCCAAAUCGAGAACCGUUGCCAAAGUGGGGCGUCUCCUGAGGAUUUUUUGAGACAAGCGAUUGCACUAUUUGCAACGACGGAGAAGACUCCAUUUACUUUAAUGCACUGCUAUAGCAUACUGCAAAGUGCCCCGAAAUGGCAGCAGUAUCACACAGUAAAGAAAUCACCCACUCCAAAAAGGUUAGCUGCAGAAAUUGAUUUGGCCAGAGGCGAAACAGAUCUGCCUUCCGACCGUCCUAUCGGUCAAAAGGCCUGUAAAGCGCAAAGGUUGAGCCAAGGAUACGCCACGUCGGAAGUGAAAUAG